UUGAACCUGGAGGAGGAGGGCUCCGCGUUCUUUCGCCAUGGCCGCCGCUUCGAAGCUACCGCUUCUCCGGCAAUUACCAAGGCUUCUCAGGCUUUCUCAUCCUGCUUUUCUGCUCCGUAGCUUAAGCAUAUCUCCUCGAUUUCUUCUAGCCUCCAUCGAUUCGCAGGAUAUCUCCCGGAGAAGACGAUCUUUUACCCACCUAGAUUCUUCUUCCGGCAUCAGAAGCUUCUGCUCUGAAGGCCCUGCUUCUGUUGAUUAUCGCACGCUUUUGCGGGAGGAUGAGUUCCACAGAUUGGCGAACUCCACCAUUCAUGACCUUCUCGAGAAGAUUGAGGAAUACGGUGACAACGUUCAGAUUGACGGUUUUGACAUUGAUUACGGGAAUGAAGUUUUGACAGUUAAGCUUGGAUCUUUAGGCACAUAUGUUCUGAAUAAGCAAACCCCGAACAGACAGAUCUGGCUAUCUUCGCCCGCGAGCGGCCCGUCUAGGUUCGAUUGGGACAAAGAUUCCAAUUCCUGGGUUUAUCGGCGAACUAAAGCAAACCUACUCAAACUCCUGGAAGAGGAGCUGGAGGAUCUAUGCGGAAAACCGAUCACUCUCUCGUAGAAUCUCUUGAGAAUUUGCAAGGAAGAGGUUACAUGUAUUGAGCUCAUGGAGUAGUAAGUUGUCUUUGGACAAAGGGUUUAUAGAAAUAACAGGUCAAGCCUUUGCAAGGAAGGGAAGAAACUGCACAAGACACAACAUCUCGGAUCUUAACUGAUAUGUUUCGGCGUUUCGGGCAGUUAGAUAAUUACCGAAUAGUUUAGUAGAUUACGUGAUAUUUCCAAAUAUUCAUGCAAUAUGUUAUUCCCGUAUUUUGCAUCUGUUGGUAUCCUUUGUAAAAGAGGAAUUGAAUCGACUGUUUAUUUUAUCUGUCGAAAUAUUAAUAUUUUGGUCAAAUAAAAAUA
Tarenaya hassleriana is the source of this 948-nucleotide messenger RNA. RefSeq names its product frataxin, mitochondrial. The transcript is spliced from 5 exons. The coding region runs from base 38 to 607 and encodes 189 amino acids. Gene Ontology annotation, molecular function: ferrous iron binding; ferric iron binding; 2 iron, 2 sulfur cluster binding. Gene Ontology annotation, biological process: intracellular iron ion homeostasis; iron incorporation into metallo-sulfur cluster. The record is from RefSeq and is a predicted model, not a curated record. NCBI's taxonomy places the organism in Eukaryota, Viridiplantae, Streptophyta, Magnoliopsida, Brassicales, Cleomaceae. Gene Ontology annotation, cellular component: mitochondrion.